AUCCAUCUAGCUACCUCUGAGUGGAAGGCAGAGCUGACUCCCGACCGAACAAGUCCGUCGUGUGAGGUGCCCGAUACAUUAUUUGACAAAGCACAAUCUGGCAGCAAGCCACUGCUUUCUAUUUUUAAAAAAAAGCAACAUCCAGUUGACUCGAGUGUUGUGGGAUUUGAUCCUUCCUUCCUUGAGUGUAAAGGGAUUUCUUAUCCACAACAGCUAGUUUUAAAUGGAAUGUGCUCUCGGUUACUGCUUCACGAGGGAUGCUGAAAAAUUAAGGGUUUCUUAGCUUCCUGGUUGAGAAGAUGCAAACAAAAGAAAUCCUGAGGAGUCUAUGGCUGUUGGAAUUGGACGAAUUUGGACAUUUCUUUCACACUCUCCCUCCUCCAACGCUGGUAGGAAUUGCUUCAUUUGUGGCUAUUACAGCGUAUUGGCUAGCUACCAGACCCAAAAAACUAAAACCUCCCUGCGAUCUUUCACAACAGUCGGUGGAAAUUGAGGGUUCUGAGCAAGCUCGCAGGUCUGUAUUGGGUGACAGCUCCAAGCUAAUGACCCAUUAUCAUGAUGAUGCAAGGACCAUGUAUGAAGUGUACCAGCGAGGAUUACACAUUUCAGGUGAUGGUCCUUGUUUAGGAUUUCGAAAACCGAAAUGCCCCUAUCAAUGGCUUUCUUAUAAUGAGGUUGCCAACAGAGCUAUGGAUUUGGGAUCAGGGCUGCUCCAGAAAAACUGCAGGCCAUCACCCGACCAGUUCAUAGGAGUCUUUGCACAAAACAGGCCUGAGUGGAUUAUUACCGAGCUGGCAUGUUAUACCUACUCCAUGGUGAUAGUGCCUCUUUAUGACACACUUGGAGCUGAAGCCAUUCGCUACAUUAUUAACACAGCUGAGAUAUCAACAGUUAUCUGUGACAAAGUGGGAAAGGCAAAAAUUCUUUUGAAGAAUGUGGAGAAAAAGGAGACACCAGGCUUGAAGAUAGUUAUCCUAAUGGACCCAUUUGAGUUGGACUUGGUUGAGAUGGGAGCUAACUGCGGUGUGGAGAUAUUAGCUCUUCAGGAGGUAGAGAAUCUUGGAAAAAUUAACAAACAAACUCCUGUGCCUCCCCGACCUGAAGAUCUAUCGAUUGUCUGUUUCACAAGCGGAACAACGGGAAAUCCUAAAGGUGCCAUGCUCACACAUGGGAAUGUGGUGGCUGAUUUUUCAGGGUUUUUGAAAGUUACAGAGAGCCAGUGGUUACCUACAUCUGAAGAUGUACAUAUUUCCUACUUGCCUUUAGCACACAUGUUUGAAAGAAUGGUACAGUCUGUCGUUAUAUGCCAUGGAGGCAGGAUUGGGUUCUUCCAAGGUGACAUUAGGCUCCUGUCUGAUGAUAUGAAGGCUCUACAUCCAACAAUAUUUCCAGUAGUUCCAAGACUGUUAAAUAGAAUGUACGAUAAGGUAUUUAGUCAAGCGGGUACACCAGUAAAACGCUGGCUACUGGAAUUUGCUGCUCGAAGAAAAGCAGCUGAGGUACGAAAUGGUAUCAUAAGGAAUGACAGCAUCUGGGAUAAAAUCUUCUUCAAGAAAAUACAGGAGAGUCUGGGGGGGAAGGUGAGAAUGAUUGUGACCGGAGCUGCUCCUGCCUCUCCCGCUGUGCUUGGUUUCCUAAGAGCAGCUCUGGGUUGCCAGGUAUACGAAGGUUAUGGACAGACUGAGUGCACAGCUGGAUGUACAUUCACCACACCUGGAGACUGGACAUCAGGACAUGUUGGGGCUCCUUUACCAUGUAAUUUUCUCAAACUUAUUGAUGUAGAAGAAAUGAAAUAUUUCUCUGCCAAAGGAGAAGGAGAGAUAUGUGUGAAAGGACCAAAUGUCUUCAAAGGCUACCUCAAAGACACAGAGAAAACUGCUGAAGCCUUGGACAAAGACAGAUGGCUACAUACUGGGGACAUUGGCAAAUGGUUAAAGAAUGGCACUUUAAAAAUCAUAGACCGAAAGAAACAUAUAUUCAAACUUGCUCAAGGAGAAUACAUUGCGCCUGAAAAAAUUGAGAAUAUUUAUGUACGGAGUGAACCUGUGGCCCAAGUGUAUGUCCAUGGAGAUAGUUUGCAGUCCUUCUUGGUAGGUAUUGUCGUACCAGAUCCAGAAGCCACAGAAGCCUGGGCAGGGAAAAGGGGAUUUAAUGGAUCAUAUGGAGAGCUGUGUAAAUCCAAGGAUUUAAAAAAAGCUAUCAUGGAGGACAUGGUAAAACUGGGGCAACAGGCUGGCCUUUAUUCAUUUGAACAGGUAAAAAACGUCUGUCUCCACUGUGAAAUGUUCUCUGUUCAAAAUGGCCUGCUGACCCCAACAUUAAAGGCCAAAAGACUGGAGAUGAGAAAUUACUUCCGCAAACAAAUCGAAGAGCUUUACGCUAACACUUCUAUAUGAAAAUAAUUGGUGGAUAUCUUGUGGUGGGGGGGGGGGGGGGGGGGGGUUAAAAAUAAAAUCCUAUUUGCCAGCUGCUUAUCUUGUGUGAAGAACACAUUACAUAUGUAUGAAAUAUAUUCUUUCAUUAUAUUCAGAAACCUAUUAAUUUUCUUCAGUCAACUGGAAGGUAUCUCUUGCUUAAUUACAAGAUCUUCUAUGUAAACUAAAGAUUUGACUUUUUUAAAGCUGCACUAUAAUAGAAACAAAUUUUGUAUGUUCUUCCACAAUUAAAUUUACUUUGUUUAUGAGGAUGUGAUUAAUAGCUUAAAAUUCUAAUGUACAUAUUUUGUAAAAAUGAGAAAUAAAAAGUUACUAGGUUAAGGGUUAAGCUACUAAAAGUCAUCCUUUAACAUUUGUAAAUCAAAACAUAUAUGAAUUGGUCUAUUCUCCAAACAUUUACAGUCUGCUGUAUGAAUUCAUUAAUACAUGAAGUAUAUAGUUCCCCCCCCCCCCCCUUGUGUUACACAUGACCACACAUCAGAACCACAACUGCAUUUUUGUAUUGAACCAAAAUUAAAUAUAAUUUAUCAUUUUCAUUGAAUUGUGGAUCAUAAAUAUUCAUGAUAUUGCAGUGUAGAAAAUAAUCUGAAAAUGAAAGUUCAUAAUUAAGGAAUCAAUGCAGUGCAAGGAGAUCAUAUUAUUCGACUUGAGAGGUGAAAUGAGAACUUGCUAUCUAUUACUAGUACCUGGUUCAAAUGUUUACUUGUCUUUCCUGCUUUCCUGGUCUAUGCCAUAUUCUGGGUGAAGACUGCAAUCUCUGCUGAAGCUUUUAAUGUAAGGUUGAAUUUAGAAUUGAGCUUGGUUCAGAUACUCAAUCUUCAUGAGAUAGUCUUAAGUAAGCAGAAGACAAAACAUUCUUGUGAUUCUAUAGUACCUUCUGUGCAUCAACUAUCUCAAGGUGCUUUAUCAAUAAGUACUGUACAAUCCUGAACGGUUUGCAUUUCAUUUGCAUGGGCACAUGCAAAGGCCAAGUGGAUAAAUGAUAAGUUGAUGUGAUACAAGGUGUUUAUUUUCGCAUAUGUGAUGACACGAAUCUCGAGAACCUCUUGGCCUAUUUUCAAAAUUGUCUCUGGAGUGUAUGCACUGAUCUAAAUUUAGAAGAAAAGUGAAUCAAUUUAAUGUCUCAAAGGAUUGCAUUUCUAUCUGUACAAUACAACUUCAACCUCAAAAUAUGGGCCUUGAUAAUCGGCUCAAAUCAUGGAAUAAUAAUUGAAUGGAUAAUCUCAUAUCUGAACAUAUGUCAUUGAGGUUCAAUACCAUGCCUCAAUGAUGAGUAAUCAUACUUAA
Amblyraja radiata (thorny skate) is the source of this 3722-nucleotide messenger RNA. It is a transcript of the gene acsl6, whose product is annotated as acyl-CoA synthetase long chain family member 6. The transcript is spliced from 21 exons. Gene Ontology annotation, cellular component: endoplasmic reticulum; membrane. The record is from RefSeq and is a predicted model, not a curated record. Gene Ontology annotation, molecular function: long-chain fatty acid-CoA ligase activity. Lineage: Eukaryota; Metazoa; Chordata; Chondrichthyes; Rajiformes; Rajidae. Gene Ontology annotation, biological process: long-chain fatty acid metabolic process. Bases 300 to 2396 code for a protein of 698 amino acids.